GGCGUCUCAUCCCUCCAGCACUUCUAGAAGAGAGAGGUGAGGUGCACGACAUCAACGUACUUGUGCAGUGGAGGCCAUGAUUCCCUCGUCGUCCAAUCCCUCUCUCUUCGCCGCAAUGCCAUCUGCCGCCAGCCAGUUCCAGGCCACCAGCGGCGUCGGCUUCCUUCCCGUCACCCCGCCAACCGUGCUUCGCCAGCCACUGCAGCACGUGACUGUGACGCCGCCUGCGCUGCAGGUGACCGCCACACUGCCGGUGGGCCAGGUGUCUCACAGCACGGCCUCCUCCUCGUCUCGGCGGCCGCCCAUCUGUCCUACCAUUAACAAAGGGAGCGGCAGUGCAGACAAUAAUGAGAAUAAUGAGAAUGGGAGGAAUGCGGUUCACCGUCGGACGACCACCCCGGUUCACAAGUCGACGUCUCAGUUUCCCCCCACUCCCUCUGUCCGCCAUGAGGAGGACAGCGCCUCGCCCAAGGCCUCGGUGUCCAUCGAGUCGUCGCCUGUGAGGGUGGAGUCGUCACCGGGUCCCGUGCGGUCGUCAUCGGUUCCGCCGCGGCUCUUCUACCCGCAAUUUAUCCCUCCCCUGGCAGCUGGUCAGCAAUACCCCCUGCAGAUGAUGGUGCCCAAUGUCAUGCAGAUGCAGAUGCCCAAUGUCGGCGGCUUUGGCGGCUUUGGCGGCUUUGUGCAGCAACAGCAGCAGCCUGUGGCUCACUCACCUCUGGUGGGGAGGCAGACGCACCAGUGGCCCUACCAUCUCAAUGUCAGCCAGAUUCCUCCUUACUCAACUCUUGGCCCCCCACCUGCACCGUCACAUGGCAUGGGCAUCCCUUCGCGCCACCACUGCACCAACGCCAAUCCGUCCUGCCCACCACUGGUGCGCCGCCGACGAUACGAGACCCCUCCCCCGCCCCCGCCCCCGCCCCCGCGGCACAUCAUCAUGCCUGUCAGUCACUACCCCGUGAAGCGCGGCGUCAAGAUGGAGGACGGGGUGCGUCUGAUCCGGCCUCUCGUGUACGGGAGGGAUGCGGCUGUGCAGUGUCAGCUGCUGGUCGACAGGGAAGGCCUGGGGCAGAAGAAGCUGGGGCAGCAGAAGCAGGGGCAGCAUUUGCAGCAGGGCAUGAAGAAGCUCACGAGCCUCAGCACCGAGCCGAGCUUGCCUGAGGAGGGCGGGGGAGGGGGAGGGGGAGAGUCUACGGCAUUCGCCAUCAGGAACAGGCGGAAGAAAGACGGCGUCGACGGCAUCAACCGCACACCGCCUCCCCCGUACCACAUGCACCACCACAGCAUCAACAACAACCUGCUCUUCUUCCCUCGAGCAGUGACCCCCUCGCCCCCUCUCUACAAACAACAGCAGCAGCAGCAGCAGCAGCAGCCCAUCCGGUUCGACACUCCCCUGGCCUUGCCCAAGAGCCGGCAGAUGCAGUGGACCCCCGAGCUAGGACAGAAAAUCCCCCAGCCGAAGCACUACCCCCCGCCGUCGCCCCCACUGCCCACUGCGAAGGAGAUCGAUGGUGGGGCUGAGAUGGACGUGAAUGUGAAUGUAUUGGAGCCUCCAGACCCGUUGCUGACGGACAGCUAUGUCAAGGGCGGUGUGGGUGUGAGGAAGGGGCUGAAGCGUGUUGACGCCAAGAGGGAGAGGGAGCACAAGGGCCUGGGGGUGCUGGGCAAGGCCAAGAGUGGCGUUGGCGUGAUGAGGAAAGGCAAGGCCGCCGCCGCUGCUGCCGCUGCUGCUGGUGCCGCUGUGCUGGCGAUUAGAGACCAGCCGACAGCAGAGAGUGUCAAAGAGCGACAGCCGCCGAAAGAGACACAGGCACAGCAGGAGGAGUCAGAGGCGUCCCAGGCGCCGAUCCCACUGGCAGUCACCCUCCCGCCCCCCCUGCCCCCUCCUUUGCCUGUGGACAUCAUGCCCAGCACGACCGUCCUCGAGCAGACACGCGGCCUCGUCAAUGAGAUCGAAAACAUCACCCGGCCAAAGACUCCCACACCCAUUUCCGACCGGCCUAGCCUUUCCCUUCACUCGGCCACUCUGCGGCAGUCCAAGUCGUCCGUGUCUGUGGUCAAGGUGCCGCCCUUCGCCACUCCCAUACACCACAUCAGACACCAGACGCCAGACGCCAAGAGUGAGGCAGAGGUGUCCGACAGCUGCAUGUUGGUCAGCAACAACAGAAAGAGGGAGCCGAUCACCAUCCCCCGGCUGUCCCUGCCUGUGAAGGAGCCGCCCCGGGGUAGCAAGAAAUCCACGACCCCCACUGUCUCUCUGACCAUGUCGAUGCCCACCAAUACCAAUGGGCGCCCCAAGCAGCCGAGAAUGGACAAAGACAGAGUGGUCCGCCCACCGCCGCCUGCCUCCAAAUUGAAGGCGCCUUCGGUGAAGGCGCACAUUUCACCUUCGUCCCUGGCGGCUGGGCAGCAGCGGGUGAAAGCUGCCGGGGGUGGUGGUGGUGGUGGUGUGAGGGGCCCGGCUAAGGGCAGCGCCAUAUCUCUGGGCACGUUGAAGGUGCUGUCGCAGCGAUGCUGGUACGCAAAGCCAACAUGAGACACGGGGGACCGUACCAUGCCUUCCUUGAUGUGUCUGUCUGCGUGUCCUGUGUCUGUGUGUCGUGUUAGUCUGUGCAAGGUGCCUGCCGGUGUGGCGGUUCGGCAUCUGGGGGUUGCGGCGGGGGCGGAGGGCGAGAUAAAGAGUUCCGUCGGCCCCGCAGAUUUCAUCACAAUGACCAAGGUGAGGUGACGAAAGGGCCGGCAGAUCUAUGUAUGCAUCUGAAGGCAAUGUGGGUGUGGUGUGGGAUGCAUUUGGUAGGAUUUGCUGAACACAUUGGGUGUGGCCGUGCCCUCCGACGAGGACCUGCUCAGUCAGACACACACUAACUAAGGAAGAGAGAGCAGACAGCAGAGACACUUACUUCUUACAUCCACUGGUCUCUGCUGUGUUGUGUGUCAGGUGUGUUCAAGAUCGUGCACGCGGCUGCUGUUGGCGAGUGCGACCACCCAUCCCACGCGCCACAGCCACAGCCACACCUUUCAUCGACCAAGAGCCUCUCGCCGCUGGAGGCCUCAUGCGUCAUCGCACUGCUAUGUGGCGGACCCAGCGAGACCAAAAUGCGAGGUGGGGUGUGGUGUGGUGUGUGGGGGGUGUAAUCAUUUGACCUUGGUUCUGUGUGUGUGGGUGUGUCGUCAGCGAUUUACGAUUUGUUGGACAGUUCUGCCGAGGGACUGACAGACCAGCAGCUCAGCCAAUUCCUGAGAAUCGGUCGGCACACACAGACACACACACACACGUGUCUGUCUCUUCUUGUGUGUGUCUGUGUAUCUGUGUGUGUGUGCAGUGUUUCGUAUGCUCUUGUCGCCCGACAAGCUGCGCAUCGUCUGUCUCAGACGCCAGCUGCCCAUACAGACGGUCGGCCAGCAGCACACACACCCACACCCCGUCACAUCACACAGAAUGGACAGACACCUGAGCGGCUGUGUGUGGUGUGUGUGGCAAGGCUGAUGAGUUGGCGGGUCUGGUGGCCAAGGAGGCCUUCGGCGAGAUCGACCCCAACAGACAGGGCACCAGGAUGUCAUUCGAAUCGUUCCAGACAUGGUAUGUACUGCCUGGCCAGCCGCCAGCCAGAGACACCACCUCCAGACACACACACGUGUCUGUCUUUAUGAAGGUGCAACAUGCCUGAUGCGGAUGACCACAGCAGCACUACCACCAGCAACAGCAACAGCAGCAGCCAAGCCGCAUCGCCCCCUCCCCCGCCCUCUCGCCCCACCCCACAAGCAGCAGCAGCAGCAGCAGCACCGGCUGUGUCUGUCUGCCCAGGAGCGGCGGGUGAGACACUUGACGCCUUCAUCGAGAAGAAGAGUCUGGGUGAGGCACAGCCGCUGCUGGGGAGUGGUGGUGGUGGUGGUGCUGGGGGUGGGUGAGUGAGAGUGUUCAGGAUGGGAUGAAGGGUGUAGUCUUUGUUUGGUGUGGGUGUGUGUGGACUGAGAUGACGU
This is a messenger RNA of Vitrella brassicaformis, 3978 nucleotides long. The record is from the annotation of a GenBank genome assembly. Lineage: Eukaryota; Vitrellaceae.